AUGAUAUAUAUUAAUAUUAAAGAUCUUGAAACUAAAGUAUCUUUGGAAGAAGAGAUUUAUCAAGAUAAGAAGCUUAUUGAAAUUUAUGAACAACGAAAAAGAGAUAAUAAAGAGGGAUUAAAGGCACUGGAAAGAUUAAAAGAAAGGGAUAAAGUAUGGGUCAAUGUAGAUAACCUUUUUAUGAGACAAAAAGUUGAAGAAACAAUUCGAUGUAUAAAAGAAGAUGAAAAAUAUUUAGAAUUAGAAAUUGAAAAAGUAAAGGAAAGAUUAUUAUGCUUGUGUGAAAAACUUGAAGUUUUACAAAAUAAAAAAAUAUGA
Pneumocystis murina B123 is the source of this 318-nucleotide messenger RNA. RefSeq lists its product as hypothetical. Lineage: Eukaryota; Fungi; Ascomycota; Pneumocystomycetes; Pneumocystales; Pneumocystaceae. The transcript has 4 exons. Bases 1 to 318 code for a protein of 105 amino acids. The record is from RefSeq and is a predicted model, not a curated record.